Molecule: messenger RNA, 1371 nt
Organism: Enterobius vermicularis (human pinworm)
Lineage: Eukaryota; Metazoa; Nematoda; Chromadorea; Rhabditida; Oxyuridae
Source: the annotation of a GenBank genome assembly
AUGCUAUCCUCUGUACCGGCCUUGAGUAUCCCAAGCUCUAAUGGCACAUCUGCUGCAGUUGCAGCUGGUAAUACUGGGCCGUUGUCGACUAGCUCCGGAACAUCGUCGGAAGGCGAAACAUUGGCUGGGAGUUCAAGAGCGACAGACGAAGGCAAGGUAAUUUUGUGCAAAGUUUGUGGCGACAAGUCAUCGGGUGUUCAUUAUGGAGUGAUUACCUGUGAAGGCUGCAAGGGCUUCUUUAGACGUAGUCAAUCUUCUGGUACCAGCUACCAGUGUAACAGAGGAGAAACGUGUGUUGUUGAUCGCAUUAACCGAAAUAAAUGUCAGUUUUGUCGGCUUAAGAAGUGCUUGGAACUUGGAAUGAGCAGAGACUCUGUAAAAUUUGGUAGACUACAGCGGAAGCAACAACAAAUGCGGAGCCAUUCGAACUCUGCGGAUAUCCCAGGUCAAAUGACUACAGUAGCUCCAAUGGCUUAUGAAGGCUAUACGCCAACUGGCUCCUAUUCCGCCAAUUGUCAAGAGAAUGUGUUCGAGGAAGUGUCUCCUCCGGAAGCUGCUGUAGCACCGAUCACUUAUGUUGUUAGACAAGACCCAGUUUACAACCAUCAACUUGAUACAGGUCCAUCACCGCGAAUAGCUCAGUAUCCGGUUGAAGUUCAGCAGUACAUAUCGCCACCUUGUGUCCCAAUAACUGAUUCUGUUUUGCAUGCUUUUGAGAAGUCUUAUGCUAGACUGUGGUGCACGUCUCAGGAUUUGCCCAUCGAUAACUUACUCUCUGAAGAUCUCAUCAAAAAUAUGGAUUUGCUGAGUUGUUGGAGAAGAUUCACCAGUGAAGUAGGUAAUAUUGUUACAAUGUCCUGCUACUUUGCAAAGCCGAUUUAUGAUUUAUUUUCAAUUGAUGAAGCUAAAAAGGUGUCUGCGCUGAAGAAUAACGCGUUUGAAAUGUGUUUAUCUGUCAUGUCAAUUUUUUAUGACGCAAAAGUACCAAGUCUAACUGUUUGCGGAAAUACUCUUCCGUUAAGAGUGUUUAUUUCAAAUUCUAAUCCAGCAGUCGGAAAUUUUGCAAGAUCGGUUAGCAACUGUUUUGCCAUUUUACAAAAGUUCAAUAUGUCCAUCACCGAGAUUGCUCUAUACACAGCGUGGAUUUUGUAUGAUGGGAUAGAAGAAGCGAGAGAUUUCCGCCUGAACCUUAAAUGUUGUAUUAUUCAACAGUUCCAACAAAGGAACAAGGAAGACUUGGUCGAGCGGUUACUUGGAUUCCUAGGGACGUUACGUGCAGUUGCGACUAACCAUAAGGAAAUCCUUAAUAAUUUCUUACAGCAAAACACGGACGUUGACUUGGACAAAUUGUACAAAGAAGUGUUUCUCUAA